AUCGAGUCCUGAAUCGCAAGGGAGAUCAAAGCAGAACAAUGGUCUUCUUGGGCCCAAAAAUUCGGCAGUGUGGUUGACGAAGACCGAGGAGCACAAUUGUGAGAGAAACAAAAGAUUAUUCCACGAAUCAGAUCAGCAUUUUAAGCUCCCUUUAAAGAGAAAAAGAUCGGUAACGUCUUUGACGAUUGAUUCACGCACGCAGCGUGCGGUCAAAUCCAUGCUAAUAUUAAGGACCAUUUUUUCCACUCCUCCUCUUUUUUCUUGAACGGUAGUCUAGAAGUGGUAAAAGGAAAAGUUUUCCCGUAGUUACAUUGACAGAAACCUUUUUCGAAUUUCUUUCGUUGCAUUGGAAAUAUCCCGACACGAGCUUGGCAACGAGUUUGAGAUGGGCACGUAUACUAAUCCUAUCAUUCCCGGCUUCAAUCCAGACCCGAGCAUCACCCGCGUCGGAAAGGACUUCUUUCUCGUCACCUCCACCUUUGACUUCUUCCCGGGCAUUCCCAUCUACCAUUCCACUGACCUCAUCAAGUGGCGGCUGAUCUCCCACGUGCUGACGAGAAAGUCACAGCUCGACAUCCGCGCCGUAGAGAUCGGAGGUGGUGUUUGGGCACCGACCAUCCGCUACCGCACUGCGCAGCAAGAAGGGAAGGCCGCAGACGAGGGCGGCGCGUUCUACGUCUGCGGAAGUUGCUUCGACAGAUACAGGCCGCAGGCGGACGAGCGCAUCUGGCCCCGUGGCUGGUACGCGAAAUGCAAGGAAAGGGAUAUAUGGGAUGGGAUGGGGAGCGGAUGGAGCGAGCUAGUUUAUUUCGACAUGGUCGGCUUCGACCAAGACCUCUUUUGGGACGAUGACAGUGGCGACGUGUAUCUGUCAAGUACGUAUCGCAUGCACGACCGCACUCCAGUGCCCACGGGCGCGAAGCCGCUGAAGGAUUUCGCCGUCCACAUAUGCAAGGUCGAUUUGUCGACAGGCCGUUGCUUGACCCGACCUCGACUGCUCCGGUCGUCUCCGUCCGGAAUAGCUGAAGGCUCGCACAUCAUAAAGCGUGGCUCCUAUUACUAUCUGUUCACGGCUGAAGGAGGCACCGAGGAUGGCCACAGCGAGUACGUGUCGCGCAGCAAAUCCGGUCCGCUUGGUCCAUGGGAGUCGGGAGGAAAGAUCGUUGGCAGCGGUACCGGUCCAGAAGACGAAGUCCAGAACACCGGACAUUGCGAUCUUGUGGAAGACGCCGAUGGAAACUGGUGGGCCGUUCUGUUAGCAGUCCGUCCGAGGAAGAGGCCCGACGGCACGUGGGAGCCGUCCGUGUUUGGCCGCGAGACCUUUCUCAUACCGGUGACGUGGAGGGACGACUGGCCGAUCCUCAACAACAACGAGCGCAUCUCCUUAGUAGGGAACGCACCUGGCCUCUACCAGCAUGCAGAGGCCACGACGUGGCGAGACGACUUUGCCGACGGAAACGGCAUGCAACUUGGGUGGUAUCGAAAGUCCACUCCGCAGAAAGUCGACUGGUCUUUGACGGAGCGUCCCGGCUGGCUCAGACUUUGGGGCGCGCCGUACAGCUUGAACACGGCGGUGUGCUCCACGACGUGGCUUCGGAAGCAGACGCAAGCAGAGACCACCUUCGAAACAAGGAUCGACUUUCGUCCCGACUCGAAUCGAGUCGAAGCAGGUCUUGUCGUGUGGUUGAAUCAUACAUGUUUCAGCAGCGUUGGCAUACGGCUGGCCGACGGAAAGGGAUGUCGACGGGUGGUCAGUCUGAGCCUCGCUGAUGGCCGAAAGAUCACACAACCGCUAGCAACUGCGGACAGCGAGGUUCUGCUCGUCGUGCAAUGUGGAUCCGAGUAUAGAUUCGGCUACCGGGAGAUCGGCUCGGAUUCUCGAAUCCGGUACGUUGGCUCAAUCUGCAAUUCGAGCAUGUUGAAAGAGCCCGAUGUAGGCGUGAUUUUUACAGGCAUGAUGGUCGGCCUGUACGCCUUUGGAGAAUGGGAAGCGGCGCUGGUACCUGCUGACUUUGCAUAUGCCAAAUUUCGACCGAAUUCAGUCGACAACGAACCAAACAAGGCAGUCUAG
This is a messenger RNA of Verruconis gallopava, 2071 nucleotides long. RefSeq lists its product as uncharacterized. The transcript has 3 exons. The record is from RefSeq and is a predicted model, not a curated record. Lineage: Eukaryota; Fungi; Ascomycota; Dothideomycetes; Venturiales; Sympoventuriaceae. Gene Ontology annotation, biological process: carbohydrate metabolic process. Bases 386 to 2071 code for a protein of 561 amino acids. Gene Ontology annotation, molecular function: hydrolase activity, hydrolyzing O-glycosyl compounds.